Thalassophryne amazonica is the source of this 2122-nucleotide messenger RNA. RefSeq names its product DnaJ (Hsp40) homolog, subfamily C, member 5 gamma a (gene dnajc5ga). The record is from RefSeq and is a predicted model, not a curated record. The coding region runs from base 191 to 862 and encodes 223 amino acids. NCBI's taxonomy places the organism in Eukaryota, Metazoa, Chordata, Actinopteri, Batrachoidiformes, Batrachoididae. The transcript is spliced from 7 exons.
CCAAUCACAGCCUUCAGAGCUUCACCGGCGUCCUCAGCUCUCUGUUGGUUUUACUGGAUUGUAGUGAUUUUUUUUCUCUUUUUUUUAGCCUUUCAAAACUUGGAUUUACCCGAAAAAAAACCUGAAUGCCUCUAUGAGCCAGCUAAUGGUCCGGCGGCGGUUUGCACAAGUAGGUUAACGGAGGUGAGCAAUGGCUGAACCAAACCCUCAUCGUUCCCAGAGGAAGAUGUCCACAGCAGGGGAGAGUAUGUACAAAGUGCUCGGGUUGGAGAAAGGAGCCUCCUCUGAGGACAUCAAGAAGGCGUACAGAAAACUUGCCCUGAAGUACCAUCCAGAUAAAAACCCAGACAACCCUGAGGCAGCGGACAAGUUUAAGGAGAUCAACAACGCCAACUCCAUUUUAAACGAUGAGACCAAGAGGAAGAUCUAUGAUGAAUAUGGCUCCAUGGGCCUUUACGUGUCUGAACAGUUUGGAGAGGAAAGCGUCAAAUACUAUUUCCUCAUGUCCAAAUGGUGGUUUAAGAGUCUGGUGCUAUGCUGCACUUUGUUCACCUGCUGCUGCUGUUGCUGCUGCUGUUGCUUCUGCUGUGGUAAGUGCAAGCCUCCCGAUGACGACGAGAGUUACCAGUACGUCGACCCUGAAGACCUGGAGGCCCAAAUCAAAGCAGAGCAGGACGGAGGUGACACAGUAAUCAUAGGCCAGCCAACGUCUGGUCUGGGUCCUGAAAGCCCAGACGGCCAGCCUGUGGCACAUAGCAAGCCCAACUCCAUCCCUAUGCCUCCACCUGAGUCCCAGCCCCAGAACUUUUCCCAUGCUGCAGGCGAAGAGAACCCUGGAGAGACCUUACCAGAGUCAAAAUGACUCGAAAAUGAAAAUGUGGAUGAGCAACAACAACAAACAGACAGGUAUCUGAGCCCCUCUUAUAGUCCCAUCACAUCUGACUGUUACCAGCCAUCUAGAGAACAUCCAGUUGAGGACCACACCCCAGUCCUGGUCUCUGUAACCUUCCAGAAGGCCCCCCCUGUAAGGUGGGCUCCCGAAGCCUCCUGAGGACUGUUUGUAUAAAAACCAACCACCAUCUGAGCUCUGACUCUGCCAAGUCACUUUUGUGUCAUUGACCCGUACAGGUCAGCGAGGUAAGCGGGUCAAGAGUCAUGUGCUGAGGCCAGUAGACCUCUCUUGAGUUCCUCCUUCUGCCUGGGCUCUGUGUGACUUUUCUAGCAGUUAAAUCAUCAUCCAAAGCUCAUCUUAGCAGCAUGUUCCACCAUACUGACACCUGGUGUGGAUCUGACCGGGGGAGUUAAAUGGAGAAGGGUUGUGAUGUCAUCAGCUGUUCAGACCAGUGCUGGCGUCCUCUCUUUGUCUCCUCCUUUCUGUCCAAACUUCUUUUUUUCCUCCCUCUUUCCAUUGUGAGUUUGUGUUACUGACUGACAGCUUGGCUUUUUCCUCAUUUGUCCAAACGAACCUCUGUGCUGUUUUGGAGUUGCCUCUGAUGUGGUGUAGGCCUCCAGAAAGAGAAGCACGAUUAGAGGCACUAAAAAUACCUCAGUGAGGGGACAGAAUGCAAUCUGUGACUUACAAAUGUCAUCUAGAAGCCAGCAGCAGAAAAUGUGCAUAAAGCCUGAUGAGGAGGAUCUUUGUCAGUGUCCCUCUCCUCUUUUUCCCCCCAUGUGUGAUGUUUUAAGUCUUAUUGUUCUCUCACUCAAACUCUGGAUAUUUGAUCUGAGCUGAACUGAUGGAGCAGAGUUAAAAAAAAAAAAAAAAAAAAAAAAAAAGGCUUCCUUCCACAUUUUGCAUGUAGUAUUGUGCCCAUGGACGCCCCCCUGUGUACAAGAUGGGAAACGCCUCACACAGCAACAGACUCUCUUACGACAAACACAACCCCGUGUCCACCAUCUGAGUUUCGUUAACCAGCCCUCGUUAUCUAACAUGUGCCAUGCUUUGCUAAUAUCAGCAAUAAACAACCACAUCUCGACUUAAAGUUACAGUGUGUAGGAUCUGGUGACAUCUAGUGGUAGACAUGUUUUUUUUUUUUUUUUUCUUUCACAUUUUUGCUUCCUUGGUGACUGGGAUUCAUGCUCCCUUGUGUUCUCUUGUGACAAGCCACAUGUAUGAUCCUCC